Messenger RNA from Argiope bruennichi, 3531 nucleotides. Its product is annotated as protein GUCD1-like. The record is from RefSeq and is a predicted model, not a curated record. The transcript has 9 exons. Bases 202 to 897 code for a protein of 231 amino acids. NCBI's taxonomy places the organism in Eukaryota, Metazoa, Arthropoda, Arachnida, Araneae, Araneidae.
UAAUCACUAUACCAAUUUGUGCACUUAUUUCUAUUCUUAAAUAAAAUUUCAAUCUCAGAAAGUUUGGCAACAUCUCUGCAGUUGUUUUUGUUUGCAAAAUUGAGUUUUCUUUUUUAAAUACUCUAGGGAAGAAUAAGAUUUAUUUUUCCAAAAAUUAAUGACAUUGAGUUCUGAAGGGCUUAGUGGGAAAUCUGUACCAAUAUGGGCGGUGGAGCUCGAGAAGUAGAUUCAAUUGAAAUUCCCCUUGUUCAUGUGAAACAGCACUUAUCUUGGGACUGUGGAAUAUCUGCUGUAAUGAUGGUUCUGAGUGAGAAAGAUAGAACGUAUAUGAAAGAAAACCUUGAGGAAGUUUCAAAGCAAGAAGGAUUUGAUAAAAGUACUUGGACAAUAGAUCUAGCAUACUUACUUCAGAAAUUUGGAGUCUCACAUUUGUAUUUGACUAUAACAUUGGGAGUUAACCCUGGUUAUUCAGAAGAGGAUUUCUAUCAAAGAGUUCUUAAAAAGGAUGCUCAAAGGAUCAAUGACAGAUUUUCAGCAGCUCAUCUAAACAAUGUCAAAGUUGAAAAAAGAUCUGUGAAGAUAGAUGAAAUUUUAGAUCAUCUCAGUUGUAAUAAUCCUGCAAUUGUCCUUGUAAAUGCCAACUUGCUGUUUUGUGAUACAUGCACCUGCCAUACUAAGAAGUGCCUGAUGCAAGUUCUUGGUUGUUGUAAUAGUUCCUUUGCUUAUCAGGGUCACUAUAUUGUCCUUUGUGGGUUUAAUAAAACAGAAAGAAAAAUACUUUACAGAAAUCCAUCAGUAUUCAAUAAAGUGUGUACGAUUCCAUAUGAUUCUUUUGAAGUGGCCAGGAAGAGCUUUGGGACUGAUGAAGAUGUUCUGUUUGUUUUCUGCAAUUCCUGAUGCUUUAUACAUAACUUUCUUUCUCAAAAUAUGAACAAUUUGUGAAGUAGUGUUUAAAGGGUAGAGUAGGCCUUGUCUAUAUUUUUUCUUAGUAAUAAAAGUUAUGAUUUAACAUAAUUUUUAUGUACUUACAAAACUGUCAUUUUUUUGUGAAGCAAAUUUCACUUUCCAUUUUAGAAGUGCUAUUUCUCUCUGAUUCUCUCUCCUUGUCUUUUAUAUUUGUAUGCUAUAUGUGAAGUUUUAGAAUUUUGUACAGGAUAUAUUAAUAAUUAUUUGCUUUUUUUUUUUUUUGAUAUUUAUAAGCAAAAAUCUCUAUUUACACAAUUUAUAUGAUAAUUCUAAUACCAAUAUUUAUCCUGAAAAGAUUUUCUAUUAUUAUAUAUGUUACUAUGAACUAUUGCAAUCCAGGCUGCAUCGAUAAUGCAGAUUAUUAAUUUUAUAAAAUAUUUUUUAAAUAAUUAGAAAAUUAACACCUUUUUUAUUAUUGUUAUUUAAUUGAAGUUCAAUUGGCAGCUAAUAUUUAUUUAUUAGCUAAUGGGUUGUUUUUUUGUUGUUGUUGUUGCUUUUUGUUUGUUUUUGUCAGUCUCAAAUGGCCAUUUAAAGACUUUGAAAUUAAUGAAGAUGUCUCUAAUUUCUGUAUUCAUGUUAUUAUCAGAAUUACUUAUUUUUAUAGGGGAAAAGAAAUUCUAUAAAGUCAAACAGUUUAUAAAGAUAUUGUUUUAAAAAUAUGAAUAUGUGUAAUUACUGUAUUUAAUAUCAUAAAUUUGUAUUUAAACCAAGACUUAUAUAGGAUUCACAGUAUUUUUCUUUCCUUCCCCACCGAGAUAUUUUGUAAAAUGUUUUGAAUGAAUGUUUUCAAAAUUAUAUGCAAGAUAAAACACAUGAUUUUCAAUUAAAUACUAAUGUUGUUAGUCAUAUAUGUUGAUUUUAUUGUAUUUGUAAUUGCACAAAUUUAUUGCAUGAAAGUGACAAGCUUUUCAAUGCAUUAGUCGAUUAUUCUGUGAUUAUUUAAUGUUUGUUUUCCUGUGAUAAUUGUUUGAACUUUGUGGUAUGUUUUUGAUAUUCAAAAUUUUAUUAUAAAAUGCAAUAUAGGGAACUGUUUAAAAGGCGGCCUUAUAUAUCUUUUAAACAAUUUUAUUAUAUAUUUAUAUUAUUUUAAAUAAAAUGUAAAUUUAUAAAACUUGUGUGAUUUUUUAAAAAUUUCAAUCUGGAUGUAUAUUUUGACAAAUUUGUAAUUUUAUUCUGGCUAAAUGGUAAUUUCAAUAAAUGUAAUCAAGAUUAGUAGUUAUAUGAAGUUAUAAUUGAUUGAAUAAAUUCGUCUAAAAUAAGGCAAUAUUUUGCAUUUUUUUAUUAAUUACUCAGUUCAUCAAAAUACUGGUUAUUUCUUGCAAUUAAUCAUAAUUUCUUCAAAAAUAUGAUAACAUAAUAGCUACUUAAUUGUUAAUUUUAAAAUCUAACAAGGACUGGACAGUGCUAUUUUUGUCAUAAAAGAUUAUUAUAUACAUUUCUUCAUAGUAGAAUAUGGCAUAUUUAGAAAAUCUGUAUUUUAAUGUAAAGUUAUUAAAUUGAUUGUGUAUGUUUGCUCCAGGUAAGAGUCCCUGCUCUAAUGAAGUUUUACCUUUCUCUAAUGUAGUAUUUGCAAAAUUAAAAAGUAAAAUGUUCUAAUUUAGUAGAUUUUAAUAUAUUCUACAGAAAUUUUUAUUUAGUGUAUUAUUUUUGUUUAUAUCUAGAAAAUCUUGAUUUUUUUUUUUUUUACAUUAUGUGAAAAAAAAUUUAUAAAUCAAUAAAUAAAACAUGGAAUUUGUGUUCUUGCAUUGAGUUUAAAACAGUAUAAUGCAUUUAGUGGAUGGCAAAAGAUUAGUUUCAAAAAUAGAAAAGGUAGCAGACCAAUUAGUACAUUCAUGAGUUGAAACAUUUGGUAUUUUUUAAACUGUAGAAUGUAAUGUUUUUCAUAUGAAACUGAAUUCCUGGAAUUUGCAGUCCAAUAUUUGUGUAUUAAUAAAAAUGCAAAAUUGAAUUAUUGAAAAAUAAUUGAAAUGUAAUUAAUGUAAAAUUUUUAUUUAAAAAAUGUUUUUGAACAGAAAAAUUUGUAAAGAACUUUUGUACAUCUGAUGUAAUCACUUAAAAUAUGCAUUUAAUUGGUGCUGAUGUUGUUUUGCAUCAAGUCAGUUUUAAUAAUAUUGGUGACAUUACCAAUAUUAGUAAUUAAAUGUGAGUAAGUGAGCACCUUAUAAAAUUAUAUAUUAUCAAAAAAAUUCAAUUUUUACAAAAUUGCUAUUGCACUACAACAUAUUUAAAAAAUGACAGAUCCAUAAAAAUUUUACAAAGUAGAGUUUACAAAUUAACUAUAUAAUUUUUAAAAAUUAAUUACUGUCAUAAAAUUAGAUAAAUUGACUUGCUGGAUCAUCAUUCUACUUUGAAGGCACUCAAAGAUUUAAAAAUUGACUUGAUCAUAUGAUAAGAUGAUCUCUGAGUUUUCAUCCCAUUUUCUAAAUGUGAAGAUUUUCAAAAUCUGGAAGCUAAUAUUUUCUGCUAAAAAUUUAUUAACGAGACAUAUUUUUAAGUAUCAAACCUGAUUUAAAAUUAUUAGAAAUAUAUGUGAGUAGAAUAUAAUCUAACAGAUCAAUUCAUCUA